Messenger RNA from Rhincodon typus (whale shark), 1245 nucleotides. RefSeq names its product NADH:ubiquinone oxidoreductase subunit V3 (gene ndufv3). The record is from RefSeq and is a predicted model, not a curated record. The coding region runs from base 132 to 1151 and encodes 339 amino acids. Lineage: Eukaryota; Metazoa; Chordata; Chondrichthyes; Orectolobiformes; Rhincodontidae. Gene Ontology annotation, cellular component: mitochondrion. The transcript is spliced from 5 exons. Gene Ontology annotation, biological process: mitochondrial ATP synthesis coupled electron transport.
CGGCGUCCCCAGGAGACGGGCCCGGGUCAUUUCCGGCGUCGCCGGGAGAGUCGUGUCCGGGUCAUUUCCGGCGUCCCCGGGAGACGGGCCCGGGUCAUUUCCGGGAGGAUCGGUCAGUCCUGAAUGUGAAGAUGGCGGCGGCGCUGUUCGGAUCCAGGGUCGGCGGUUUGCGGCAGGUGUUGAUGGUGAGGUUGGGGUUUCAAGCAGUGACUCUCACUACCAAGGCUACAGCUCCACAAAAGAAGAAGAAAGUUAAGGGAGCUGAGGCUGCUGAGAUCUCGAGCAGAGAUUCCCCCAUUCAAUCGACAGAGAUAACUAGCACAGAGCGAGCAAGCCUCUUGUCCAAGAAAACAGUGCUGCUCUUUCCCAGGAAAAUUCCUGACCCCUUAUUGGGAGAGGCACUCAACUCCACAACCAGCACUCCAGGAGGUGAUGUGUGUUCAGUAGCAGCCAAUGCAGAGCCUGUGGCUGAGAAAUCAACAGCUCAUGAAGAGUCCAGCUCCAGCUCUGACUCCAGCUCUGACUCUGAUGAAGAAACCGUGACUAAAGAUGCUGUAAAGACUCCAGCUGAAUUUUCAAAGCCUGAACCUGUGCUGAGUGGUGCUGACUGGACAAGGGAAAGGGCAGAGGGGGACCGAGGAAGACUGGUUACAGAACCACAGGAAUUACCUCAAACUGUCAAAGUGCCAGUCUCCAAGGAUUCGACUCGCAUGGAGCUGAGUAAAGGGGAGGGGAGAGAGAUACUAGCUGCACAGGGGAACCAUGACUUACUAAGCAGUGCUGCCUGUGAUAGGGCUGAAGCUACAGUAACAGCACCAGAAGCAAGCUUUCUACCAAGAAACACUUUAAGAACUCAAGAAACCACACCAAGCAGCCCAUCAAGAGAAUGGGUUCUCCCAGCACAGGGGGAGAGUCAAGAACCAACCGAAGAGAGAAGCCCAGAAGCUACUGACCCAGCUUCAGCUGACACACCACAUGAGUCAGUGGGAAAGCGUGUGGAGGAGCCUGAUCACGAAGUCUUGGACACUUCCACUUACAAGAACACCCAGCACCAUGAUUACAACCCCCUAACCUUCAUAGAUCUGGAUGUGGACAUGGCAAAGUACAGAUUACCCCAACCCUCCUCAGGAAGAAUAACCCCUCAUCACUAAUUCCUCGCAUAUUGUGUUGUCCCUGAUGCUUCAGUGUGUCCAGAACCUGAGAUGGAGCUCACCACAAAUAAAAAAAAAACAAAGCUCACCUUCA